Diorhabda carinulata is the source of this 5868-nucleotide messenger RNA. RefSeq names its product cGMP-dependent protein kinase, isozyme 1-like. Gene Ontology annotation, biological process: protein phosphorylation. The coding region runs from base 179 to 2587 and encodes 802 amino acids. Gene Ontology annotation, molecular function: ATP binding; cGMP-dependent protein kinase activity. The transcript has 6 exons. Lineage: Eukaryota; Metazoa; Arthropoda; Insecta; Coleoptera; Chrysomelidae. The record is from RefSeq and is a predicted model, not a curated record.
AUUGUUUAAAAUGUCUCAAAUGAUAAUUUUCAAUUCUGCUGAUGAUAACAUUCGCAAUAUUCUCCUAGCGAACAUAUAUACUAAUGAUGAAGUGUAUUAUCUUAUCUAAUGAAACAAAUAAAAUUGUAGAAAUUUAGUUGUCACAAGAAAGGUAUUAUUUGAACAAUUUCGUAAUAAAAUGGUGUUUUGUUUGUGCAGGCGUCGUGGCUUCAAUGAAACUUUAGUGAUAAACUCAAUUUCUAAAGGCCAAUAUAAAACGCGAGAUGAAAAUCAACAUGAAAUAAUCAACAUAAAAAUUAAGCCUAUCACAGAUGGAGACCAAGAAGACGGACUAAUAGAUGUGAACAAAACGAAAAUUUUAGCUAAUGGAGGUCCUCCAAAUGUUACGCCUCAACCAAACGAUAGCAAUUCAGUGGUAAACCCAAACCUCCAGUUAUCAAAUUCAGAAGAUGAAGAUUCUUUGAAUCCAGAUAGAAAUAGUAUUUCCAAAUCAUCUACUGAAAGAGUUUCUUUAAAAUCAAUCGAUACGAAAGAUCAACGCUCAUCAACCCCAGAUUUGGACACUUCUGCCGUAGAACCUAAGCCAAAAAGUGGGAAACCAAAUAAUUCCAAGAAACAUAAAGCUCCACCUCCUCCACAAGUAUUCGAUCAACAAGUUGAUACAAGGAAGUCAAAUGCAUCCGAAAUCGAUAUUUCUUCUUCAGAUCAAAAUGAAAAUAUAGCAUCAGGAAGUAUAUCAGCAUCCAGUGUUGAGAAUGAUGAACAAAGAAGAGAAGGUAUCGCAGUUCGUAUCGAUGCAAAUUUGGACGAAAAACUUCCUGUUUACAUGAAAGAUCCACAUGAUGCAGAACUUAUACGAAAAGCAAUAGAGAAGAACGAGUUUCUUUAUAAAAUAAUUUCUAAAGAACAUUUAGAUGAAGUAAUAUCUGCAAUGUACAAUAGAGAAGUUUCAGCUAAAGAGACAAUUAUUAAUCAAGGAGAUAAGGGCAAGCACAUGUAUAUUUCAGCUAGCGGCACCUUCCAGAUCAUUAUCAAGGGUAAAUUGGUUGACGAAUUUAAUGAUGUCAGAGUGUUUGGUGAGAUAUCUAUUUUACAUAAUAGCAGAAGAUUAGCAACUAUCAAAGCAGCGACUGCUGGACGAGUUUGGGUUCUUGAUAAUACAGUAUAUCAACAAAUAAAGAUUAGGCACGCCAUAAAGCAAGAAGAUGAAAUACAAGAGUUUUUAAUGAAUAAUGAAAUACUGAAUGUAGUAGGAAAAGAAGCGUUACAAGUAGUUUCUACGUUACUUAAGUCUGAAUUUUAUAAUUCUGGUGAGAAAAUUGUGAAGCAAGGCGACAGAGGUGACAAAUUCUUCAUUAUCAGAGCAGGAACAGUAACAAUAACCACGGAAAAAGAUGGAAUUGUAGGCGUAUAUAAAAAAGGUGAUUGUUUCGGAGAGCUGGCUCUUUUAGAAGAGGAUUGCAGGAAAGCAACAGUUACAGCAAAUGCUCCAGGAGUUGAAUGCUUAACUCUAACAAGACAAGAAUUCAUAGCUCAUUUUGGAGAGGUUAAGAAGUUCAAAUAUAUCAGAGUGUCCGAUAAACCUAAAGAUUCAAUACAUUCUGUCAAUGCUGAAUUUGAUGAAAUCGAUUUGAGAGAUCUGAAAAUAAAGAAAACAAUUGGAGUUGGUGGAUUUGGUAGAGUAGAAUUAGUGCAGCAUGUGCAAAAUGACAAUAUUGUAUUUGCUCUGAAAUAUUUAAAGAAAAUUGAAAUUGUUCAGCAGUGCCAACAAGAACAUGUUUUCAACGAAAAGGUUAUUCAAAUGAGUAGCAGAUCGCCUUUUAUUGUUAGAUUGUAUAGAACUUACAAGGAUAGGAAGUAUGUUUAUUUUUUGAUGGAAGCUUGUUUAGGUGGUGACUUGUGGAGUUUGUUACAGAGGCACAAAAAUAGGCGAUUCGAUGAAAAAGACGCCAUGUUUAUAUGUGCAUGCGUUCUACUAGCUUUUGAGUACCUACAUCAACGAGGUAUUAUUUAUCGCGAUCUUAAACCAGAAAAUUUACUUAUAGCUGCGAAUGGUUAUAUUAAGUUGACCGAUUUCGGAUUUUCAAAGAAGAUUGUAGGUGUGGGAAAAACAUAUACUUUUGCAGGAACUCCAGAAUAUGUAGCUCCAGAAAUUGUUUUAAACAGAGGUCAUGACAGAGCCGUCGAUUAUUGGGCAUUUGGAGUUUUUGUUUUCGAGAUGCUCACAGGAAGAACGCCGUUUAGAACUGAUGAUAGUACUCACAUGAAAACUUAUAACAUGAUUCUAACUGGAAUCGACAGUACUGCUUUUCCCACUUAUAUCAAUUUGAAAGCGAGACAACUCAUACAAAAAUUAUGUCGUCCAGUACCCUCGGAACGUUUGGGAAUGCAUAAAAACGGUAUUUUAGAUAUAAAAAAUCAUAAAUGGUUCGGAGGUGUGGAUUGGCAAAAGUUUGCAAAUUUACAUGUGGCCUCCCCAUUUAAACCAAAAUUAUCAGGACCGGCAGAUACUAAAUAUUUCGAUAAUUUUAAAAAAGAUACUGACAAUCCCCCCGAUGAAUUGUCGGGUUGGGAUGAGAAAUUUUAAUUUUUAGAAUUUAAAGAUAUUCUGAACUCAAAGUUAAUACAUGACUAAUUCAAAAGUGAUGUUAUGUUUCACAUAUUGAGACCGUCAGUACGUCAAUCAACCGAUACAUUCACCUGGAAUUACCUUCCGUCUAUUGUUGGCAUUUUGAUAUAGGUUAUUCAAAUAUUUGGAAUUAUGAAUUCUGCUCUUUAUUUACAUUAUUUAGUCAUCACAGUAUAAUUUUAUCUGGAAAUAGUUUUUAAUCUAGUUGCCACGAAGUAUAGAUACCAGGAGUCCGAGCGGUAUUGAAUUAAAUCGAAUAUAAACAGGGCCGAAUUAAGCUAGAGGCUUUGGGGGGCUAUAGCCAGGGUCCCCAGGUCCAAGAGGGCCCCAUCAUUUGGAAAACAUUCUGUAUUUUUGACGUGUUGAUACCACAAAUCUAACGUAGUGAUAUUAUUUUUUUAGUUUUUCCGGGUUUCCGAAUUACUUAAAGGGGCCUCGGGCCUAAUAAAUCUUAAUCCGGCCCUGAAUAUUAUAUAGUAGAGUAUUAGAAAAUUGUUCUUACGUUACAAAUCGUAAUUAUUAAAUUAAUAUCCUUAUAGACAAAGUUGUAAAUAUUUUGUCAAUUGAUUGUGUUUGCCUCUUUAAAAAACAACUUUUUCUAAAGUGGCUUUUACACUGGGUCUUUCAAGGAAUAGUUGAAAUUUGAAUCGACUGUUUCUUUUUUAUCGAUAGAGGUGGAACUUUGCCCACCCACUCUAAAAAAUUUUGAGAGUAGUGGCUAAGAAUUUCAAAAGUAAUUUAGUUUUUCUUUUUUCUUACAGUUUUGUUGUAAUAAUCAGUGAUUCUUUAAGAGGUAUAGAAUUUGAUUUUGAAAAAAAACCACGAAAAAUUUGGAAAAAUUGAUGAAAUCUUUAUUGGAAUCGAUAGAUCGAUCAGUAUAAUUUAAUGUUGGAAGAUGAUUUUAUGCAAAUGUUGGCCGCGGUUCUGCUUUAAUUAGCCCAUGCGCAAGGUCCAAUUUUGGCAUACUCUCUCAAACAUAUCGGCCGGUAUUUCACGAAUAAAUGCUUCAAUUUUGGCUUCUAGUGCGUCAAUUGUUAUGUAGACAUUAGCCUCAACAUGGCCCCACAAGAAAUAGUCCAAAAGCAUUAAAUCACACGAUUUAAUGCGGCCAAUUGACGGGCUCCAAACGUGAUAUAAACUGUUCAUCGAAAGUGGUUCUCAAUUUGACCAUUGUUUUGCAUGCCGUGUGGCAAGUGGCACCAUAUCGUUGAAACCACAUGUCAGGUAUGUCCAAUUCUUCCAUUUUGGCCAAAAAAAUCUUCAAUCAUCACACGAUAGAGCUCGCCAUUCACUGUAACGUUUCGGCCAUCGUCGCUUUUGAAGAAGUACGACCCGAUGAUGCUACCGGCUCAUAAUCCACACCAAACAGUGACUUUCGGGAUGCAUUGGUAGCUCUUGCAAUGCUUCUGGCUGGUCUUCACUCCAGAUGCGGCAAUUUUGCUUGUUGACGUAUCCAUUCAACCAGAAAUGACCUUCGUCACCGUACACAAUUUUUCGAAUAAAAAUGAUCUCCUUCCUACUUUGCCAGCGCCCACUCACCAAAUGUUAGACGUUGUGGGAUAUCGUGUGGCUUCAAUUCUUGCACCAGUCGUGUAUUUUAAGGUUUUACACUCAAUUGCUGUGAACUGCGAUGAAUCAACAUUUCACGGUCAUCAGUAACACUGGCGUAUACAGCGUGAUCUGUCAAAAACAGUGUUGCCAAAAAGAUAUCGGCAAAAAAAUCACUCGUUACAUAUAAAUGCUUAAGUACUUUGGUAUUUUUUUAUAGCUUAUAUGCUAGUUAUUUUUCACUUUCACUUAGUUCACAGUAUUAUAACGUCGCAUUUAGAAAAUCGCGCAAAACCAAUCACCAUAUUCAGAAUCAUCAGAAACGUUAUAAGCAAAAUCCUCGAAGUUAAUAAGCGAAAAACCAUUACAACACAGGUAAAGUAGAAAAACGAAAUAGAUGCUCAGUUUAUGCUUGGACCAAAAACAAAGAAACAAGGAAAUUUUUUAUUGUAAAUUAUCGAGGAAAUCGAGGAAAUAUUCAUCAGGUAUUCAAACUUUUUGGUGCCAAUAUCUACAACGAUAUAUUUUUUCGAAAGUGUAACGCCUCUGGUAAGAAAAAUCUAUAAACUUCAAAAUUAUUUGCUUAUCGUAAAUUUUCCAAUUUUUUAAUCAAAUUCCGGUUUUUCGUGAUUUCUUAUGUUUAUGAAUUUUUACCAACUUUUGAAAUUGGAAUCAUAUGGGUCAUAAAGUAGACAGUUCAAGAAUUUAGCGAGUAUUUGUUAAAAUUUUUCGAAUAUGUAUAAAACCUUAAAAAUUUGACUGUUCCAUGAAAGACCUAGUGUACACACAGUCCCAAAAUAUAUAAUGUACAAACGAAGGGCUAAAUUUGGACACAUUAAUUGUUAAUAAAUGACAAUUGACAAUUGACAAUUUUUGAAUAUAUUCUUACCAGUAAAUUUUCAUAGAGAUAAUUCUUAAUAGUUUUACAAGGAAAGAUUGAAAAUGAAUUGCUUCUAAACUCAAUUUCUUUUCGCUUAAAUCUAUUUUUUUGAAACAAAAUGGUUUGGUGCUGAUUUUUGUAUUAUGAUUUACUAACAUCGGAUGUUUUAGUGAAUUGAAAACUUUUAUUGAAGUCCACGUGUCUCAAAAUAUUUUUUCCAGAGCUGUCAAUAGCAACAAUAUUACAUUCGGAGUCCUUGUAUAUAUACUUCGUGUUAACUGCUUUCGGUACUCAUGGCUCUUUCUGACAUGGCUUUCAAAAUUCUCCUAAUUUGACAUCUGUUGUUGUUUGUUGUGCUUUCGUUUAUUAUUACGGUUUUUCCUCCCAUGAUUUCUCUUAUUUUCUCAUUUCAGUCACAUUAAAUUCCCAUCCAGAAACCAAUUUCUUUGGUUUCAUUUCCACAUCUCGCACCGUACAACACCACAUUCUUAGGGGUUAGUACAGAUACUUCUUUGGAUCAUAGGAAUGAAAUAAAUGUAUCCAUAAUUUCUUUUCCUUUACUUAUAAAUUAUUGAAUUCUUAUUUUCCUAAACCAAGACAUUUACCAAUAAAGCGCUUUAUUUUUUGUUCAAACACAUUCAAAAUCUUUGUUAUGGUUCACAAACUGCAUGAGUUAAAAUUGAUUUGUUUGGAGCACAGAAAUUAAUCUACAUUAACUAGAAAUCGAUAUUUGGAUUAAAAACUAUUUAUUUUAUUCGGAGAUAACCUAAGUUGUAAUAAAUUUAUAAAAAUAAAUAAAUCAUCUCAUAUU